Molecule: messenger RNA, 1831 nt
Organism: Chaetomium fimeti
Lineage: Eukaryota; Fungi; Ascomycota; Sordariomycetes; Sordariales; Chaetomiaceae
Exons: 3
Coding region: 192-1706 (504 amino acids)
Source: RefSeq, a predicted model, not a curated record
CUGAUGGACUUUGCAACUUCGCCCGUUCCCUUCCUCGUCUCAGGAGCUUUCGUAUAGGUUCUUCGCGAUAUACGCUGUCUUACUCCUAGCAACCUAAUCUCCCCCCACACCCUACCACGGCCUAACCUAGCAAAUAGCGGGAUAGGCCUGCAACCUCUAAUACACCUUGCCCCAGAGACACCACCGCCAACAUGUCCUCGGGCAACAUGUCCUCCGGUAUCAUCAGCUUCCCUAGCUGGACGCCCCCACCCCUAUCCUCCCUCAACUUCGGUUCCAACUGCACCCACGCCCGAGCAUUCCUCCAGUCCUGGUUUGACUUGAGGUCCUACGAAGACAUCGACGCCAUGCCCGGCAGCGAAUUCAACGUCACCUUUUGGGUGCCCCAAACGUUGGAGGCACAGGCCACCGAGACAUAUUUUCGCGAGGCUUUGCCUUCUGACCUUCAAGCCGUGGCCUCGUACGGAGAGAUAUUGAUAUGGGAACGUCUUCUCCGAGACAACUACACCGAAGCCCUCACAGAGUUCCUUGGUCUUGCCGAUGCUCUGAACCUAACCGGAUCUGCAUUGCAUUCAGCAACCGACUCGCUGCCGCUGGACAUACCGUACUACGACCAUGUCAUCCACGCACCGAGUCGUGCAUGCAAGCAGCAAGUCUGUGAGCUGGGCUUCGACUGGGAUAAGCUCGGCGAUGUCAACGGUCCGGGGGUUUUUAUCUACUACAUAUGCCUCUUGGCCAUCGGCGUUUUAUACUCCCUCAUCGCCUUGUGUGGCGCCUUGCAAUACAGGCUCGGCCACACAGAGCCGCGAAACUCCAAGCACACCUCGUCCCGGUCCCUGCUCGGCGACCUCUUCACCACGGUCAAGCUCUCCUUCAGCGGCUUCUCCGACGGCGCGGCCGUCUUCUCCCUCGCCCUGCCCUGCGCCAUCUUCUACAACUACGUCGCCGCCGGCAGCGUCCGCGUGACCUCCCGCAAGGACCUGAUCCUCGAGCUGUGGGUGCUGGUCUACGCCCUCACCGUCUCCGUCUGGUUCUACCGCGUGGGCGCCUGCAUCCGCCGAGUCGAGCGGGCGAAGCACAGAGCAAUGCAUCACGGCCAGCCUGGCCGCCAAGGUCGGAAGCGUGUCCUCGCAACGGGUGUUGUGCUUUCACUGUCAGCUCUGGCGUUUCUGGCCCUGGUCAUCUUCCUAGGUUUGUAUCACGCCAAUGGAGACGGCCCAGUGUCGCCGUUCGACUUUGAGAAGUUCUGGGACGACUUCUGUGGCUAUGGCGCUCUGUCGAUUCGGGACGUCAUCAUCGGUCUUAGUCUCCUGGUAGGCUACUGCGCAAUUCGUACAGUCAUCUCGGCCUUUAUUAUCCCGUGCGUUAUCAGCCGGAAAGAGCAGAACAUCUUGGGGAACCUCAACGGCAAGCAGGGGGCGGACAUGUUGCAGAGAGCCCGGGAACUCCACAAGAUAUCCAAAACGGAGCCGCGGUAUCGCCGGUGGGCGGAUAUCUUGGGAGUACUAGAUGUCAUGAUGCUCAUGGCCGGAUCGGUUGUCAUGUUGUGGUAUUAUUACAAGCAGCGCGAGCAGCUCUCAAGGACCAUUGGGGCUCGGAGCUUCAGGGACGGCUGGACUUUGGGGCAAAUCCUGGCCGUGUCCAGUCUGUUGCCCGUCCUGAUCGGCUUCGUUCACACAUUCGUCGGGGUGCGUGAUCGUCGACAUUGAGUGGUAUUCAAGCUCACUGUGAGAGAUGAGCAAUACGUAGGCGAGGCAAGAGGCCCUUCUGGUACUAUUACUUAAUUCUGUUAAUCGAAAGCUGGAGAGAAGAGGAAAAGUGGGAACUACAAGCG